AUGGCCAGCGAUAAGGCAUGGGAGCUGGAGGAGGGAAUUCCUCAGGUCGAGGAUCCCUUCAUUCAGCAGUAUUUGAAAGGACGCGACGCCCUGAUCACGGAAGAACAGAAGAGACGUCACGACGCGACAUUUCGCAAGACUUUGUCACCUAUUGCCGCCCGUGCAUGUAAAAUCGUCUCUCAGAUCCGUGCCCGCGAGCAGAACGAAGUGUGGACCACGGGACUCGAGAAUGAGGCCGCGCAUCAGUCAGAUGAGAUCCUCUACCCAGGCGUCAUGUUCCACCACGCGAAAGGUCGCAUGGAAAAGACCAAUCUUUGGAAGAUCGUCGAAAAAAUGCCCAAGGGGUCUCUUCUACAUGCGCAUAUGGAUGCCAUGUUCGAUAUCGACUUUUUGAUCGACCAGGCCUUGUCUACCCCGGGGAUCCACAUGUCGGCACCUCGACCGCUACUAACACACCAUGAUUAUGAUACUGCACCUGUGUCUUUUCAAUUCUCAUCUCGACUCGAAGCAUCCAAAGAUAAGCCUGCUGCCUGGUCCGAGGCGUACGAGCCCUCGUCAUUGAUCCCCAUCCAGGCAGCGGCGGAUUCUUUCCCUCGUCACGGAGAGGCUGGGUUCCGAGAAUGGUUGAAGAGUCGGUGUAUGCUGAUGCCGGAGCACUCGUACCAUCACUACCAUGGAGUCGAUGCGAUCUGGUCAAUCUUCACGAGAACUUUCCCGGUUAUUAACUCCAUCCUUAUGUACGAGCCCAUUUUCCGGGCAUGCUUCCGUCGCAUGCUAGGACAGCUUGCCGCAGAUGGAAUUAGAUAUGUGGAGUUCCGCAUCGCGUUUGUCUUCCGGUACAGGAAGGAGGGACAUGAUACGAUAGAAGAAGACUACCACGAGUGGUGCAGAGUUGUGGAAGAAGAAGUGGAAAAGUUCAAAGCAACCGAGGAAGGAAAGAAUUUCUACGAAGCACGCAUUAUCUGGACGACUCUACGAAGGCUGGACAAUCAGGAUAUUGUUGAGAGCAUGAAGCAGUGCAUCAUAUCCAAGAUGGAUUUCCCCACCUUGAUCAGUGGCUUUGAUUUGGUCGGACAGGAAGAUAAGGGCAGAACUCUCGUGGACCUUGUGCCGCUACUUUUCUGGUUCCGAAAGACGUGUGCAGAGGAACAGGUCGACAUUCCGUUCUUCUUUCACGCUGGUGAAUGUUUGGGGGAUGGUGACUCGACAGACCAGAACCUCUUCGAUGCCAUCCUACUGGGCACGCGACGGAUCGGCCAUGGGUUCUCUCUUUACAAGCACCCGCUACUUAUCGACCUGGUCAAAGAGAAGAAGAUCAUGGUGGAGUGUUGUCCCAUCUCGAACGAAAUCCUACGCCUGGCGAGCUCCAUCAAGACCCACCCGUUACCCGCGCUCCUAGCCAGAGGUGUGCCCGUGUCGCUCUGCAAUGAUGACCCUGCCAUCCUUGGCCACGGUAAAAAUGGACUGACGCACGACUUCUGGCAAGCCUUGCAGGGGUUGCAAAACGUCGAUCUUGUAGGCCUGGCGGUGAUGGUCCAAAACUCCAUCCAGUGGAGCUGCUAUGAGGACCAGUCGACUCCGGAGUGGAAACGUGAAAUCGAAGAGGGUAUCCUAGGCCAAGGGUUGAAGGCGACGCGUCUGCGCGAAUGGUGGUCUGACUUUGAGAAGUUCUGUGAAUGGGUAGUGUUGGAGUUUGCGGAAUUUGAUGAAGACGAUUGA
Molecule: messenger RNA, 1719 nt
Organism: Penicillium atrosanguineum
Lineage: Eukaryota; Fungi; Ascomycota; Eurotiomycetes; Eurotiales; Aspergillaceae
Product: putative CECR1 family adenosine deaminase
Exons: 2
Coding region: 1-1719 (572 amino acids)
Biological process (GO): adenosine catabolic process; inosine biosynthetic process
Molecular function (GO): adenosine deaminase activity
Source: RefSeq, a predicted model, not a curated record